Molecule: messenger RNA, 369 nt
Organism: Triticum dicoccoides
Lineage: Eukaryota; Viridiplantae; Streptophyta; Magnoliopsida; Poales; Poaceae
Product: probable calcium-binding protein CML49
Exons: 2
Coding region: 27-347 (106 amino acids)
Source: RefSeq, a predicted model, not a curated record
GGACCGGCGUCGUCCACGCCUACUCCAUGCCGGUUCCACGGGCUCCCUCUCCGGGUCUUCUCGGCACCCGGCCUCCGUCACACCAGGCGUACUACGCCGCGCCGCAGCCCUAUGCGGCGCCCUACGGGCAGCAGCCGCCGCCAGGCGGGCCGCCGCCGCUGCCCCUGACGUCUGCGCCGUCCCUCCCGCCGGCACCGUGGGACCCGGCUCUCCUGGCGGCUCUCCACACCGCCCCUUCCCCGUCCAGCUACACCGGCGGCGGCGAUUGGUACAUGGACAGUGGCGCCACCGCUCAUAUGGCGGCGUACCCCGGACGCUCGCACGCGGAUGGUGCUCCACCGAUGUGACAGCCCCGACGAGCUCUACCCG